This is a messenger RNA of Iphiclides podalirius (scarce swallowtail), 1923 nucleotides long. The record is from the annotation of a GenBank genome assembly. Lineage: Eukaryota; Metazoa; Arthropoda; Insecta; Lepidoptera; Papilionidae.
AUGGAGAUUAAUAUAACAAAUCUUCUCCCAUUCCGCACUUACCAAUUCACAAUAGCUUUGAAUACUAUAUAUGGCUUGAAGACAAUUGAAAAUGCAACUGCUGUCAUAACAACAUCAGAAGAUACUCCAACCAGUCCCAGAAAUAUUAUAAUAUCUGAUGUGAAAAACGAUUCUAUGAACAUUUCUUGGGACCCACCUCUGCAUAGAAAUGGAAAUAUUGGUAAAUAUGUGAUAAACAAUUAUGGAAAGGAGUUUUAUGUUGAUAAUGUUUCUGGGACAGACACAUCACGAAGGCUUGUGACUCUGAGGGGGCUUCAGGGGUUUACUAACUAUUCAUUGACUGUGCAAGCAUGUAAUGUUGCGAUUGGAUUGUGCUCUAAAAUUGGGAAGUUUGAAGGUAUUUUUGUUAGGACGAGAAUAGGUCCACCCAGCAGGUUAAAAGCACCAACUGUGAUAAAUAACGCAGAUCUACUACAAUGGAAACCACCAGAAAUACCUGGAGGAACAAUUGAUUAUUAUCAGGUGAGAAGAAUUAAGGACGAUCAAGAACCUGAAAUCAGGAACGCAACAGAUUUAUCAUACAAAAUAACACAUUGUGAAGGAGUUGUUGUAAGUGAAACUUACCAAGUGAGGGCUGUCAACUUGGACACCGACCCAUAUCAUGGUGCUCUUGCCGACAAGGAGAACGUUAAUCUGACGAUGCCAAAUGAUCAAGGAAGCAAUGUAUAUUAUGGUGAAUGGAGUGAACCCAGCACAAUAGCCUGUAGAAGCAGAGAUGGAUUGGCCAUGACAUUGAUUUUAAUGGCCGUUAUGGCUCUCAUCGGCAUUGUGUUCUGUUCCAUAAAAGUUUAUAAGAAAUACAGAAAAAUGGAGGACAUCAAACCGGUACUGCCGAACGGACUAGGAAUACCCGAGAAAGACAUAUCAAAGUAUACUUUUGGCGGUUGGAAUCCAACUAGCAAAGAUGAUAAGCCAUCAUCAGACGAGGUCUUGUUACUGCCCAACAGUAAAACUACCGUCUCGUCCACGGAUACCAAACAGAAGACGAACGACAACUGUGGGGCGAGUGAUCACACAGACAGCACCGGCUUAUCAGACUCCUCCCGGGGCCCUGUUGACAGACAGGCGUCGACCUCCGACGACGGUUCCGACUCGUCUCUCCACAUAGAAGUGGAAGCGGCGAAAGACGACGAGAACAACACCAAUCCAGAAGAGGACUCUUCAAACGACGACGCGGAGAGCUUCGUGGAGAACACGCCGUGCUAUGGCGGUGACGGCUUCAAGAAGGACCCCACCAGCGGCUACGUGCAAUCGGUGGUGAGCCCGACGACCGGCUACGUGCAGUCGGCGCCGGCCCCUCUGAAGGCGUCUCUGCAAACCGCCACAGCGCCCGCCGGCUCCAGCUACGUAAUGGCCGGUCUGACGCCGCCGAUAUUCACCACGGGCGUGUCUGCCGGUCUGCCGAGCCACCCGCCCCCCUCCUCCGGCUACGUGAGGCCGGAAGACGCCCAGCCGAAGUCCACGCUGGCCUUCCCCAAACUGGUCACGUCACCCACGAAGCUCCUGGGGCCGGAGAGCCUGCCGACGAUGCCCACCUUGCCGCCGCCCGCGAAACCCGGCGCGGACAGCAGCUACAUCCAGCUGCAGUCGCUGGACGCGGUCCCUAGUCUCAAGUCGAGCGUGCGAAGCGCCGUGCCGUUGAAGCCCUCAGCUUCUACCGGCUACGUGAGCCCCGGCGACGUGGUGAUAAACAAGCACCUGAACAACAUGCUCUCCGCCGGGCAGCUGGCUGAAGAGUCGGCCAUUUUGGACCCGACGAUGUCGCCCGACGCGUACUGCCGCUUCUCGUGGAGCACGGACCCCGCGAACGACAACCUCCAUUCGCUACUCGCCGACGCGCCCACGAUAAACCCCAACAAGAAU